CUUCCUCCAGCAGCAGCAGCAGUAGUAGUAAUAGUAUGUGGUGGUGACACCGCUGGCCUGCUGCCUUACAUGGGCAAACUUCUUCACUCACUGACUGAGCCGGCUGGAAUUUCAGAGUGUGACGUCAGCGCCCUACAACUCUCCCAGAAUUUGGAUCAGGAAAGUUUUUUGCUGGGAUUUGCAGCCUCUGUUCUGUCGUGUUUCCAAGAAAGCGAGAUUUUGUGGCACAGUUAAAGGGCACUGCAGCUUUCCAGAAAACCCAAACAUUCAGAGAGGAGAAAAGGUGUCUGAACCUGCAGUCCACACCGUCACAAAGUGUUAAAAUUUGGAACCAUGUGGAACCCAGGGAACGGUAACGACCAGACAGGUCAGGUGGCGGUCAGGAUGGAGACCACACCGUCUUUGGGUAGUGCGAGCAUCUCCAUCUCCCAGCAGCAGGCGCCUAAGAAAUUUGCCCCCAUGGUUGCACCCAAGCCCAAGUUCAACCCUUACAAAGCAGCGGGGGAUCCUGCCCACGCUGAUCCUGCAGAUUACCCUCCCCCUCCACCACCUGUUGAAGAGUCAGCCGGUUUCCCAUCACCCCCUGGUUCCUUCCCUCCACCGCCAGUGAACUCAUUCGAUUUCCAGAUGAAAGGACCAGAGAAGACGCUGGAGGAGAGACGCUCCAGUCUGGACGCUGAGAUCGACUCCCUCACCAGCAUCCUGGCAGACCUGGAGAGCAGCUCGCCCUACAAGCCGCGGAGCGCGCAGAACUCUGGAUCCUCUGCAGGCUCUACUCCCAACGCUCCCGUCACUGGUUACAAGCGGAUGGUCAUUCCAAAUCAACCUCCUCUUACAGCCACCAAGAAGUCAACACCCAAACCUCAGAUUUCUGGGGGAGGCUCCUCCACCCCUCCUUCCUCCGGUAGCCCGGCGGCCAAGCCUCAAAGCCACAUGGCUCCUCAGCCUGUCCCAGCAUCCUACGCUACAGCCUCAACCCCAAGCCAGCCCACCUUUAAUGUCCAGGUGAGGUCAGCCCAGCCUGGUCCUCAGCAUCAAGCCCCCAGUGGCCAGUAUUUUGGUCAGCAGCCUAUUCGCAGCCCUGCACAGGUGCAGUACAUGCCCGCUCAGCCCAAAGGUCCCGAUUUUGCCUAUGGACCACCACAGCCUGGCUUCUCCCCAAUGGGUCAGGGUGCAUAUCAAGAACAGCACCAUCCAGGCGUACCUCAAGUAGCUGGGCUGAGCUCCAGAAGACCUGAACCUGUCCCCACCCAAGCAUACCAGCCUUCUGGGCCCAAGAAGACCUACAUCACAGAUGUCCCACCAAGCUUGACUCCCUACACUUCCGGACCAGCCAUUCCACCAAAGAGCAGUGCUCCCAUGGCCCACCCUGAAGAUGAGCUGGAGCGCCUGACCAAGAAGAUGCUCUUUGACAUGGACAACCCCCCAUCUGAGGAAUAUUUUGGGCGAUGUGCCAGCUGUGGAGAGAACGUGGUGGGUGAGGGCACCGGCUGCACCGCCAUGGACCAGGUCUUCCAUGUCGACUGCUUCGUCUGCAUGACCUGCAGCACCAAGCUGCGUGGCAAGCCCUUCUACGCCGUGGAGAAGAAGGCGUACUGCGAACCCUGCUACAUUAACACCCUCGAGACCUGCACCAUCUGCAGUAAGCCCAUCAUGGAGCGCAUCCUGCGAGCCACAGGUAAAGCCUAUCACCCUCACUGCUUCACCUGCGUGGUGUGUUACCGCAGCCUGGACGGCAUCCCUUUCACCGUGGACGCUUCCAACCACAUCCACUGCAUCGAGGACUUCCACAAGAAGUUUGCUCCUCGCUGCUGUGUUUGUUCUGAGCCCAUCAUGCCCGCGCCGGGUCAGGAGGAGACCGUCCGUAUCGUGGCUCUGGACCGGGACUUCCACGUGCAGUGUUACCGCUGUGAGGACUGUGGCUCUCUGCUCUCAGAGGGAGACAACCAGGGCUGCUACCCACUGGACGGACACGUCCUCUGCAAAAACUGUAACACCAACCGCAUCCAGGAUCUCACCGCCAAGGCCACCACUGACCUCUGAACCACCGCCGCCCGGUCACCUCCACUGUGAUAAACCAACACUCUCUCUCUCUCUCUCUCUUUCUGUCUCCCUCACUCUCUCAUCCACAUGCCCAUCACUGAUGCUUACAUCAGCAUUUCUCUCUCUAUCUUUAUAUACAUACAUAUGUAUAAAUAUAUAUAGGGCUACUGUAUAUUCACCGUCAGUAAUACCGUCACAUGUUCACCUGCAUAAAUUAUCUAUUGACUCGGUACAACGCAGCAAAGAUUUGCUGUUACAGGAAUGUGUUUUAUUUUUUUAUUUUAGCAAAAUCCUCGAAACAGAGUUGUUGAGAAAACUGAGGCUAAAAUAUCAGCCUAGCAUCUGGUUAGCUUAGCAUGAACGAAGUACAGCUAACCAGUCAAAUAUCAAUAAAUAUCCCAUGACCAGACGUGCACGUCACGUAGCGCGUCGCUCUCACCGCGCUGAAAGAGUUUGCUCCUUUCGUACAAAAGCGAGACGACUUUAAAGGAUCGAUGUGUGGGAUUUAGUGGCAUCUUGUGGUGAAGUUGCAUAUUGCAACCAACUGCUUCACUCUCUGUCUCGACAUUUACCAACACUCGCAUCGGUGACGGCCUGAAGAGCAGUAUGUUCUGCACCUGCGUGAGAACAUCUUACGUGACAAAUAACUCGCGAUAAUAAACAAACAAAAAGAGUUCUUCAUUUUCAAACUUUUGUCAAAGACACUUUUUAAGAAGCAAAUAAAA
This is a messenger RNA of Solea senegalensis (Senegalese sole), 2768 nucleotides long. RefSeq names its product LIM domain containing preferred translocation partner in lipoma. Gene Ontology annotation, biological process: cell-cell adhesion. Gene Ontology annotation, cellular component: focal adhesion; stress fiber. Bases 334 to 2043 code for a protein of 569 amino acids. NCBI's taxonomy places the organism in Eukaryota, Metazoa, Chordata, Actinopteri, Pleuronectiformes, Soleidae. The transcript is spliced from 12 exons. The record is from RefSeq and is a predicted model, not a curated record.